AUGUGCGUCCAUCGGGGGUUCGCCGCCUUCCUCGCGCUCCCCCUCGUCCUGGCCCUUGUGUUCGUCGCGCAAAAGAACCACUUUGAUGCGGACCAGUGCAAAGCGCGCGAGAGCGGAUGUGGAUUUGUCGGGAACGAGGACGCUUAUGGGCUGGGGAUCCGGCUGGGCGUCUACCUCCAGUGGUUCAGUGUUUUCUUGGUGGUCUACCUUUUGCCCUCAGAGGAGCGCUCUCUCAUGACGGCCCUGAUCACGUUCAGCUCCGCGCUGAUGAUGGCCAUCCUCGUCUUGACGUUUGGCCGUACGUGCACAUACACUGUAGAGAUUAUUGUCCUGCUGUGGACGGCCUUCAUGACCCAGGCCCUCGCGUCCAUCACGCAUACCGCGCAGGAGAUUGACGAUGCCGGUAUCAGGGAGGUGCCCGUUGUGUCAGGUCUGAAGCGAGCGACCACCUUUCAACUCAAUCUUGACAAUCCGCAAGGCAUGCACGGCUUCCAGUCAGGGUCCACGCUGGUCGAAAUGUGCAUGCUUGGCUACGCUGCUUGGUUCUGGGUGUGCCUGCUCAGAGGUUUCGAGACGGUCUUCGCCGCGACUCCGUGCGGGACAUCGCUCUUCUUCCUCGUCCGGAUCCAAGACCGCACAGGUAUCGUGGUCAUCAGCGCGCUAAUGACGGCGGUUUCGCUUGCGACUCUCCUGUUCCGCCUGGUUACUUGGAUAUUCCGAACGUCGACAAAACAGUGGUUCUCGGAAAAGACGUACGACAUGAUCGGCGCGGUCUUCGCUAGCAUCGUCUUCCUGCCAAUCAUCCUCAUCGCCCUGGUCACUUAUCUCAUACCUGACACCUGGAUGCCCAAGAUCUUCCGUGGCACGAGUGGAAAAGAGCAGCUCAUGGCCUUUCUCUGUGCCUUUGUCGCCUUUGUUGUGUCUGUCGCCGGCAUCGAGUUGCUGUUGAUCUGGAACGGCGUCUCUGAUGUGUACGGGGUUAGCUCAACGGGGCAGCUGAUCCCGCUGACCAUGGGCUUGGUCAGUCUGAUGCCGCUACUGUGGAAGCUAUUGAGGCGAUACAUGGCUGGAGAGCCUUUGAUGCCGGACCCAGCGAGCAAUGGCAGCGACUUGAUGGGACAAGGCGGUACGAUGGAUCAGCGAGGAUCUCACGUGGAGAUGGGUACUCGGGAGAAUGAUCAAGAGGCGUUGCAGCUGUAA
Emericellopsis atlantica is the source of this 1200-nucleotide messenger RNA. RefSeq lists its product as uncharacterized. The coding region runs from base 1 to 1200 and encodes 399 amino acids. The transcript has a single exon. Lineage: Eukaryota; Fungi; Ascomycota; Sordariomycetes; Hypocreales; Bionectriaceae. The record is from RefSeq and is a predicted model, not a curated record.